Penicillium samsonianum is the source of this 2160-nucleotide messenger RNA. Its product is annotated as fungal specific transcription factor domain-containing protein. Gene Ontology annotation, biological process: DNA-templated transcription. Lineage: Eukaryota; Fungi; Ascomycota; Eurotiomycetes; Eurotiales; Aspergillaceae. Gene Ontology annotation, molecular function: zinc ion binding; DNA binding. The transcript is spliced from 3 exons. The annotation marks the transcript as partial. The record is from RefSeq and is a predicted model, not a curated record.
GUCCGAUGUGAUGUUGCCACCCACGGUGUCCCCUGCACCAACUGCUUCGCCUUCCAGGUCCGGUGCUGUAUUCCAACGCCAAAACCCAGGAAAACCCAGAAUGCCAACGGCCAGAUCAAGGGGAACUCAGAUAGGGAUUGCCAUGGGGUAGACCAUCAAUCGCAGCAGCAGGCCUCCAAUCACCCCAUUUCAUGCCCUUCAUGGGGACGUCCAUUAUACCAUACCACCAACGGCACCCCUUCAACCUCACAAACGGAAGCCCAAGCUUUGACAGAACAAGUCGACAAUGGGACUCUUUUACGCUUGGUUAUGAGGCCAAAAUUCACUCGUGCCUCAAUCACCGAUGCCGGUCGAGUUGUAUACCAAGGCGAAUCCGGCAACGUUACGUUCCUAAUCCAGGGCUAUCAGGGCGGCGCCAACGUACACUAUCCGCAUCCCGAGAAUAUAGGGAAGCCUGGCACCAAACUCAAUAAGCUAGACAAGUUCGAGAUGGACAUUCUGCACCAACGGGGUGCCUUCCUUCUACCACCGCGGUCCCUCUGCGACCGUAUUAUUGAUGCCUAUUUCAAGUGGGUGCACCCUACUGUACCGGCCAUUAACCGCACCCGCUUCAUGAAGCAGUACCGAGAUCCUAAGAAUCCGCCGUCUGUACUGCUUCUUCAUGCCAUCUUGCUAGCUGGCUCGCGAUUCUGCAAUGAUGAGGCCGACGGAUUGGUUGUCCCAGAUGCACAAAUCUUCUAUAAUCGCGCCAAGGCUCUCUACGAUGCGAAUUAUGAGGAUGACCGUGUGACCAUUAUACAGUCAGCGUUGUUGAUGGGAUGGUAUUGGGAAGCCCCCGAGGAUGUUACUAAAAAUGCCUUCUACUGGAGCCGGGUCGCUACAGUUAUUGCCCAAGGCUGCGGGAUGCACCGCACUGUUGAGCAGUCACAUCUUAGAAAGUCGUACAAGAGACUUUGGAAAAGAAUAUGGUGGACUUUAUUCACGUUGGAUCGGUCUAUAGCUGUCGCCCUGGGACGCCCUACCAAUAUCGACCUUCAGAACUGCGACGUAGAGAUGCUGACGGAAGACGAUUUUGUCGAGGAAGACGCGGAUGGCGUGGAUAGGCUCAACGUGUUUUCACCAAAUCCGGUACACGUGCAAUUCUUCCUUCAAUACGUCAAGCUAUGUGGGAUCAUGGGCAUUGUGCUUGCCCAAAACUACCCUGUUGUCUCCAAAGAGCAACGAAACCCCACUGCUGGGUUGACAACCUGCAGCGAUACAGCCUUGACGGAAUGGCUCCGUGACUGUCCCCAAAUUGUCUACUGGGAGGCGCCACGACAUCACUUCUGGGCUGCGAUCUUGCACUCACACUACUAUACGACGCUUUGUCUGCUACAUCGAGUACCCCCAACCCUAGGAGAUUCCGCUCAUUCCAGGAAUACUUCUUCGCAGGCGGCGGCGAUGAUCACCUGUAUUGUCGAGAUCCUGGCGUCAUCCGAUCAGCUGCGAUAUAGUCCGUCCUCCAUUGUUCAUAGUUUAUUCUCAGCGCUGAUCAUCCACAUCAAUGAGAUAAGCACAUCAGUUUCAACGAUCCGCCAUGGGGUCACAGACAGGCUACGCAGCUGCAUGUCGGCCCUGAAGGAGGUGUCCCAUGUGUGGGUGACGGGCAAGAUGGCAUAUAUUCUCUUUGAGUCGAUUAUUCGCAACAAUUCGCCCGAAGAUGGUGUGCAGAUUGCCGGGUUGGAAAAACGUGAAAUGCACCAGAACCUGUUCCAGCUGAAGCAACAGGCCACAGAGAAAGAUGCUUCGAAACAGGGAGAAAGAAUACGCCAUAACCUUGUGACUGCCAGCCCCAGAGAACUGGCAUCAUAUAGACGGUCGCAGCCGCACAUACCAAGCACAAUCACGAAGCGGAACGACGGAUCGAGACAAGACCAUAACACCAUAUCCCAAAUGGCGCCCUCCGACGUGAGACCAGGCAUGCACGGACAGGUAGGGGAUUGGCCUCAACAAGACUCCGGGUCAAGAGCUGGACGAAUCCAAAUUGGCGCUCACCAGGGACCAUAUACUACGUGGCUUCCCGGUCUCGAUGUGGAAAUGCCGGACGGCCCGUGCCCGGAUAGUUGGGGCGUGACGCAAGGGGAGCCUGCGCCAAUUACGUUGGACCUAAACGACUGGUAG